Molecule: messenger RNA, 1158 nt
Organism: Penicillium psychrosexuale
Lineage: Eukaryota; Fungi; Ascomycota; Eurotiomycetes; Eurotiales; Aspergillaceae
Exons: 5
Coding region: 1-1158 (385 amino acids)
Source: RefSeq, a predicted model, not a curated record
AUGAAUCUGCUGUACAUUCGAGAUGCGAUCUUCAGGCGAGAUAAUGACGGCAUACUUAUGUCCUCCCGAGGCGAGCAGGGCUUGAUUAUAAGCGUUGUGUUCACGGUCUUGGCAACCUGCUUCGUGAUGAUGAGGAUGUAUACUCGUAUGAAACUUAUGAACCGAGUGGAAGCAAAUGACUGGAUGGUCAUUAUCGCACUGGUGAAUUCAUAUGUCUUCAUGGGCCUCGACAUUAUCGAAGCCGUCAGUGGCAUGGGAGUGCAUUUCAAAGAUAUCCCACCAAAUAUUUUCGAGAGACAGAUGAAGGCUUUCUGGCUCACCAUUCCUUUCUACAACGCCGCCGUCCUCUGCGCCAAAGCCUCAAUUCUGAUGCAGUACUUCCGAGUCUUCCCCACGCACCGCAUGCGCGUCGUAUGUUGGAUCAUGAUCACCAUCCUCGCCGUCUAUGGCACAUGGGCGGUGAUCAGUGCAUUCCUCAACUGCAUUCCCGUGGCCAAAUUCUGGGACGAUUCAAUACAAGGUUUCUGUUUGAACAAGACCAACCUGUGGUUCUCCAAUGCUAGUAUGCAUAUCUCAACCGAUAUUGCUAUCCUGAUCAUUCCCAUCCCGGCUCUAAUGGCAGUCGACUUACCUCGAAAACAAAAGGUCGCUUUAAUGAUCAUGUUCGCCCUGGGUGGCUUUGUCUGCGUCACCAGUAUCAUCCGUCUAGUCAGCCUGAAACAAAUCGCCGAAUCAUCCGAUCCCACCUACGACAACGUCGGCGCCGCCUCCUGGUCCGCCAUAGAAUGCAACACAGGCAUAAUAUGCGCCUGCUUACCAACCCUAAAACCCCUCGUCGCCCGUAUCUUCCCAGGCAUGGUAUCGACCUUCAAUGCCAGCCGCCCCGCCCGCGGCGAUACAACCCGGCGCAACUCCGACUGGAACUGUGAUGCAUCAACCCUCGGCGCCCCCGGCGAAGAACACGAGUACGGCGCCGGUGACCCGGAGCGCGUUCUCGCUCUUGUUCCUAGGACUAGCUUCAGAUCUAGCAUUAAGCGCUGGACGAGAGAGGAAGAUAAGAAAUUGACUCGGAUUAUCUCGGCUCCUCGGCCUCUGAGUCGUCCCAAUACGCUGACGCAUCCUCGUCCUUUGCCUGCCGAUUUGGCGGUGCCGUUUUGA